Pogona vitticeps (central bearded dragon) is the source of this 465-nucleotide messenger RNA. The record is from RefSeq and is a predicted model, not a curated record. NCBI's taxonomy places the organism in Eukaryota, Metazoa, Chordata, Lepidosauria, Squamata, Agamidae.
GUUGUUGUUGUUUGUGGACUGCUCUGUUUAAUCUUCUGGAUACCUCUUGGACUGGACCUUGAUGGGAGUGAUUCACAACAGCAGAACUGGGUUUCCCGAGGAAAGGAUGCUGCCUGGUCUUUGGUUUCAUGUACAAGGAGAAGUAUCGGCGGAUGACUGAAGCAGGGCCAGCAUCUUCGUUUACCCAGCAGCCUCAGGACCAAGUCGUGAUUGCCGGGCAGCCUGUGACCCUCCUAUGUGCUAUUCCAGAAUACAAUGGGAUUGUGCUAUGGAUUAAAGAUGGACUUGCGCUUGGAGUAGGACGGGAUCUCUCAAGCUACCCUCGCUAUUUGGUUGUGGGGGACCAUCUGUCAGGAGAACAUCACCUGAAGAUUCUGAGAGCAGAUCUACAAGAUGACGCAGUUUACGAAUGCCAGGCCAUCCAGGCAGCCAUCCGUUCCAGACCUGCCCGGCUGACAGUUCUCG